This is a messenger RNA of Stomoxys calcitrans (stable fly), 2516 nucleotides long. RefSeq lists its product as uncharacterized. Gene Ontology annotation, cellular component: membrane; endoplasmic reticulum. NCBI's taxonomy places the organism in Eukaryota, Metazoa, Arthropoda, Insecta, Diptera, Muscidae. The record is from RefSeq and is a predicted model, not a curated record. Gene Ontology annotation, molecular function: protein-macromolecule adaptor activity. The transcript is spliced from 5 exons. The coding region runs from base 1208 to 1690 and encodes 160 amino acids.
ACAAAUCUAUAUUCUCAUAAGUGGGUAUGGUGUCAAUCUCCCAACCCAUAUCUGCUUUGCCAUAUUUCAUACAGAGUAAAAGAAAAUAUUCAGCAAUCAUUUUUGUCAACUAUAAACACACGGUGGGUCUAGACAAACGCGGAAGAAAUCGAGUACAAAGUUAAAAAGAAACACACAUACAAGAAACACCGAGUAAAGAGUAUAUAGUUCGGCAUUUCGGUACACACAAUUAUUAAUAUUUAAUUUAUUAAGAUAUAACACAAGGAAAACGAAGGACAAUCACAAUAUCAACCAAAACGCGAAACAUAGCCAAAUAAAUAAUAAGAUUCACAACAACGACAGCAUUUACAGCAAUUUCCCCAAAAUAUUUACUCGAAUUUAAAAAUAAGUUUCGUUCUAUAAUUGACCUCCUGACUACGGCGCUCGUUUGCUCGGUCUUGAUAUCUACAAGAAACUUGCAUUUUACUUCCCAGUGAUUUAUAUGUUGCCCUAUAUUUAUGUGUCCGCGCGUGAGUGUAUGAUAAAAUAGAAUAUCGCGUGUCUAGCUUGAAAUACACAUUAAUUGUUUUAUGUGCUUUUAUGACAAAAUGAAAUGUAACAAAACAAAAGGCAAUUAACGGAGAGUUUGCAGGUACAACGCUGAAGCGAAUAAAAUUACUAACACACACACACACACACACAAAUACAACAUUCCAUUACCAAAAAAGAAAAACCAGGACGCAGGAAACAGGAAGUUGCACAACCAUUAAAACUGAAUACAAUAUUCAUUGUCAUCAAACAACAUAGCACAUUGGGUCGAAAUAGACCAAUUGGAGGUUAACAGUUCCACUUGCAAACUGCAGCUGUAGCUGUAAUUGACCCAAAAACCCAAUCACUCGAGAGAAGGAGAAAGCCGUCAGUCGUCUCGUACAAAGCAACAACAAGCAUCAAGCCACAACCAUCAAGUGCCAACUAACCAACAUAGUAUCUUCAUCGCCAUAAAAGUCAAGGAACCUUUCAGCUAUUUACUGAAAGCAUUAAAAUUGCCGAGUUCAUUUGUUCUGCCAUUCAUUCAUACACCGAGAAUUUUACACGCUUUUAAGCGAAAGAAAGCCUCAACACCAACCACAGCUACUCAUUAAAUCAAACGAGAGAUCAACAACCUUCUUAUUGGGGUCUCUUCCAAACGCAGUGUAAAAAAGCCGCCAAAACGCCGUACCACACGAAAAUGGAAAGAAAACUGCUAUACGCCUUUCGGGGCUGGAUAGCAUUUGUGGCAUUCAUGGAUUUGGGGACAGCGUUUCGCAGCUACAUCGAACGACGAAGUUUUCUCGACCAUGCUGACACCCAAUUUAUAGAAGGGGAUUACACGGUAUCUCGCAUUAUUGGAAUGUAUUGCCUGCUUAAAGCUUUAGCUUUGGUACACUGUACUCUUUACAUACAUUACCGACCUGUGGUUAGCAUGGGUGGCUGUUCGCUGGCUUUAACAUUGAUAUUAUAUCUGACUGAAACUUUAUAUUUCCGUUCGUGUACUUUGAAUUUUUAUGUCAUCUUUCCAUGUGUCUUAAACUCCAUAACCUUAGUUGCUCUUAUGUAUAUACCCAAACGAUUACGCCUAUGGGAGCCAAGUUUGGAUUUGGAUGAUGAGAAUACCCAACUGCUGAAACAAAUGACCGGAUUCAAGCGCAGGCGUGCCAAGAAAAACCAAUAGGCCCACUUGGCCUAACAAUAAUGACAAUUGUAUCAACAAUUUCUUUGUCUAACCAAGUGAUACAUUUCCCUAUCACUUUAUCCAUCCAACAUACUAUUUUUGAGGAUGGAGCGAGAGAAUCUAAAGUCGAAUGAUUUCUUUUUAUAAAUCUGACUUUGGUAAAGUACUGGAAUCUUUGUUAAAAACAAAACAAAAAUGUUUAUCGGACCAUAUAUGUAUCGCAUUUCAUACUAAAUACAUAAAAUCUAAGUAAUAAUGUCCAAGAAAAAAAAACGAGAGAAGAGAAUAUGAGAAGGUGCUCUACCAAGAUAAAUUCAUUUACAGAUAGCAGCAGUUGACAAACAACAAGAAACCGAGAACACUGUUCGUUAAAAUCUGUGUUUUUUGCAACUCUGAUUUGAGUAUGUUACGAGUUCGCGCUCUUUUGUUGGUCGUCUGAUGGUUCUUACAUAUAAUGCACACACACACACAUUCAAACGCUAUGCAAGCUCGUUGACAGAUAGUGUACUCCGUUAGAACACAUUGUACUCAUUAUACAAAGUAAAUGAAUUUCUCUUAAGCUCAGCACCUUCAGCUACACCAAGAACAACUACCAAUACUGCAUUGUACGUAUGCAUAUGUGUCUUUGUGUGUAGCAACUGCAGCCGCAGUCAAAAUGACAUAUUGCGUAUCGUGCUUUUUUUAUACAAUAUUUUGCUAAUGACGAUAACGAUAUUAUUUCUUUUUAAAAAAGAAAAUAAACACAAAAUACUCUUUUGCAAAAAUCGGAUCAAUUAUUUUAUAUACUUAACUAUAUACUUCCAAAUUUGAAUACACAUACCAUGAC